Molecule: messenger RNA, 2985 nt
Organism: Megachile rotundata (alfalfa leafcutting bee)
Lineage: Eukaryota; Metazoa; Arthropoda; Insecta; Hymenoptera; Megachilidae
Biological process (GO): synaptic vesicle endocytosis; calcium ion-regulated exocytosis of neurotransmitter
Cellular component (GO): exocytic vesicle; plasma membrane
Molecular function (GO): calcium-dependent phospholipid binding; phosphatidylserine binding; clathrin binding
Source: RefSeq, a predicted model, not a curated record
AUGGGUUGGACACUCACCGGUCUUGGGGUUGCUUUGGUCAUUGUCGUCGUGGCUGGCGCCGCCCUGGCUCUUUGCAGAAGGUACUGCAUCGGCUGGCAAUGGAGUACCAGGAACAUUUGGAACGUCUGCGAAGAAUGGCGGCAAAGGCUGUCUUGGUUAUGGGCACCGCGAGAAGAAAAGGUUGGUCUGGUGAAAGCACAACACCCAACAGCGCAGACAAUCCCUGGAUUGUGUCGACAACCUGGAAACGCUUCUCAACAUCUGCUUCACAGCGACAGCGACCUCAGGCUCGAUGCACAAGGAGCUUUUACCAGAUUCGAGUCCGUGGACCGAGAUCUCCAACCUCCUCUGAGUGCCACAACCGGCAGUACAAUACCGCCGCAGCCUUUGAGGCCAGCACCCCAACCACGGCCAACGGCUCGACCAAGGCCGACUCCACUUCAGCCAUCGAGCACCGUAGACUACCUAAGGAUGUCAGAGGCUGGUCCGGGUCCACUAACUCCGCCACCGUCGAUACAAAGACCUCAGGUUCCAUCGCGAUCGACCGGUCCCUCGGUAUUCCUCUUCCAGAGUGAGCCUGUGAAAAGCUACGGUCUUCACAAACCGAACGAGCACGCCUUCAGAUUCGACGAGAACACGAAGAACGUUCCGGAGAGUAUUCAGAUGACACCGUACGGGACACAGAAUCACAUAGACUCGAGGCUGAUGUUCGAGAUGCAAGAGGAGGAGCGUCGAAAGGAAAACAGAUGCAAUCCUUACAGACCGUUUGAUUCGGAGCCGACCAGGAUCAGGUACGGCGUUCACGGUGCACCCAUAGCUACCUUGGACGGCAAGGGGGACGAGGAGAACAACACGAGCUACGGCAACUAUGAUAUCGUCCAAAGGAGCCACAUCAUACGGCAACAUGUCCGGAAUGACUCGAGAGGAUCCCCGAGCAGUUUCGGCAUGACGAAUUCUUCGAAUGCCGCCAGUCAGACCAUCAUGCAAUCGAUAUACGGGCCCGAGGCACUGUCUCAGAUGCUUCAAAGCACUCAGAGUCUCGGCAAUGACCUCGAUCACAAGAGCAACGAUGUGCAGAGCAUCGAGAUGACUCCCUUUCGAAGUUGCAGCCUUCAGGACGACAUCGACUCGUCCUACUUGUUCAGGGAGUCCCAAGGCUUGCAGAAGGUCUCGCAGUACAUUCAAAGCCUGCCCGAUCUUCCUAUCUACGAUUCGAUGAACGAAUUCGCUAUGCACCAAGAUCAAGAACGAACGCUGUACGACGACACCAUUCAGCAAUCGAUCAACACGAUCAAGGUCAACAGCGAGUCGGCCUCCAGCCCCGUGCCGCCGCCACCCGCGCCACCCGAUCCUGCUAAAAAUGUGCCAAAAAAGAACGAACCAACCACCGGCGAGAGAAUAUUCAACGCCCUCAGAUUGGUUACUUCGCAGAGUUACAUCGAUGCCUCCGAAUUUUACAAUUCGGUCCUCUCGUCUGCUCAGCAAGUUCAACGUUUCACUUUCCCCUCGAAGUCUCCAUCCCUGGUAGAGGAUGGCAUCAGCAACCAGCUGCACGAGGAAGUUCAAGAUAUUUACGCAGAAAAUGAUUCGGACGUGAUGGGUCCUGACGGUUCCAGACGUAGCUCCGAUUUGUACAGCCCCGAACUGAAUUUAGAAGCCCACAGAACCGCGCAGGAGGUGUACAAUAGUUUACAAGACCCUCCAUCAUCGCCGUUAUUACUAAAAGGUGUCAAUCAAGAUACGUACACCUACAUAACCGACCCUAGUUUUUCGAGAACCUCAGAGGAUAUCUUAAAUAGCAUCAAACAGAGGAGGAAGAGUAUGGAGAAGUUGAACGGCAUCCACGAACUGAACGAGCUCGAUGACGCUGACUCGUUGAGGAAACGAAACAAUCAAGAAUUCUACGCAGCGCUGGAGGAAAUGCAGCUGAAACGAAAGUUAUCUCAGAGUUUGGAAGAUGCUUUCAUCACGAACUAUAGUAUGAACGAUCACAAUGAGUUCAGUCCUGAAAGUCGUCGGGGACCCACAGGACCUGAACCAGAACCUCCACCGGAUGAAUCGAACUUGAAGAGAGCGAUAAGCUGCGAGAGUGUGUGCUCGGAUACGAGCGUCGUAUUAAACGACCUGGAUGAGACACCUAUCGUUGGACAUGUUUGCGUCGGUAUCGAAUGUGAUAAAUGGGGUGGACGAGGCGGCGACAACGAAGGUGAACUUGCUGUUAGUGUACUCGAGGCUAGAGAUCUCGUCACUUCUGAUGGUCAACCUGCUCGGGAUACUUUUGCUAGAGUAUGCCUGCUACCCGACAGGCAAAUGCACGUGAAAUGCACUAGACUAUACAGAGGAAGUCCUUCGCCUAGUUAUCAAGAGAAAUUUCCGUUCCAUCUCGACGGUGGUCUCACAGGAAGAACUCUUCUUGUGGAAGUAUUUUCCGACGAGUCCAGCAGAGGUGGCGGUGCAUCUCUGAUCGGAGAGGCGAGUUUACGCCUUGGAGCUGCGCCAAGGGCAGCAACUACCUGGUUACCUCUAACAACUUCAGUAUUGCCAACGCCACGACUAGGGGAAUUAAUGUUCUCCUUGAGCUACUUGCCAACGGCUGAAAGACUCACCCUGGUUGUCGUAAAAGCUAGAAACCUGAGGGGUGCUGGUUCUGCACCUGGGGACUUUUUUGUUAAGGUUUAUCUGCUGCAACAAGGAAAGAAGAUACACAAGAAGAGGACUUCCAUAAAGAGGGGAGAGAAGAGUCCGAUUUUCAAUGAGGCGAUAAUUUUCAACGUGCCCACUCACAUUCUGCAGAACAUACAAAUAAGAUUAACAGUGGCAGAAAUAACCGGCGAGCAAGGUACAAGCUCUAAGCCGUACUCUGUCGGGCACGUGAUAGUGGGACCGACGUCGACAGUAAGAGCUUCCGAUCACUGGAGACAAAUGUUAACAGCUCUGAGACGUCCUGUCGCCAUGUGGCAUCCGCUCAGAAAAUAAAGGGACGAA